AAUGUCAUCGUUCUUCCUCUUACAAAUGACAUCCACUUUAAGGUCUGCUAUUAGUUGCCCUUUGCUUAUUUUUACCCCAGCUGGCUAUACAGGUUUUAGGAAAUUCACAGUCAAAUUAGUUUUUUAGUUUCUAUUCAUUUGUGCCAUUUGGAAGAACCGAGGGCAGCUCGUAUAUAAGGGACAUUUUGAUCCAGUAUUCUAAGAAAACUAUCCUGUGUAGAGACCCACAUGUAUCCGAUUGUAAUGGAGUUUAUCCGAAACAGAAGAAAAGCGCAGAUUAUGAUAGUGUCUGCAUUUGAAACGCUGACAGUGCACAGUGGACUCCCUUGAGCUGGAGCGACAUCAGUAAUAAACUGUAAAUACUGCAAAAAUAAGAGUCAAAAAAUCAACGCCACAAUGAUCGGGGGAGGACCAUAAACUGUAUACAAGUUGAAAAUGUCUGGUGCUAGCUGCCUUCUAAAUUAAAUAUAUACUGUAUGCAGAAAGAAGUAAUAUUUGAAUAUGUAUGUAAUUUCUUUUUUAUGUAUUUACGUGUAUUAAAACCAAUGUGUAAAUCCCAGAAUCAUUUCAGUUUUUCCGGAAAUAAAUAAUAGUAUUUUAUAUUUUAAAGAUCCAGAUCAGCUGAUAUCUCUAAUAUUGCUGCACUGUGUAUAGUAUACAUGCAGCGGGUCUCAAAGACUCCAAAUAGCACUAAUCUUGGACCUUACCUAAGGUAUCAUUGCUCGCUGGUCCUAGUGUUAAUGAGACUGUGUGAACCCAGCCUGCUGGUGGCAAACCUGUCUUUUUCGUUUCUUUUCUUAGGCCUGUGCUAGGUGUGUAAGUGUGACCUUGGAUCAAGUCAUAGCCUGGUAAAGAUCUCCUAGGAACACGACUGAUGCAAACCCUGGAGAAGCAAUGACCAUUACCAUGAACUUAUUAAUGAAGCAGUAAGGUUAAGCACGACACUCUUUGAGUUGUCAUUCAUGAUGAUCACCAGUCGUGUUUUAGGCUGCUGUGAACUUUGUAAAAGGAUGAACCUCCUGAAACAUGUAAGAAAGUUGUUGCGCCCUAUAGUGAACGAUGGCUCCAGGCGCACAGCAGCAGAUACAGCUAUUGUUCGGUCUCUUCCAGUCACAUGGUUUCAAAUGAGCACCGCAAGACCGGGGGCAGCGGUUUCAGUAGCAAACUAGCAGCGGGUCCCAGUUUUCGAGAUUUCGUUAAAAAUGUCGCUGCAGGAGAGAAAGGCGCUCCCGAUCUACAAGAAGAAGUGGAAGAAACGCACCCCUACCUCCCUGAAGACUCGCAGAUCGGAUCUGGAAGAAAAGUUUAUUUCGAAACCUACGGGUGUCAGAUGAACGUGAAUGACACAGAGAUCGCCUGGUCGAUUCUGCAGAAGAAAGGCUACCUGAGAACCAGCGACCUUGCUCAGGCAGAUGUGAUUCUUCUUGUAACAUGCUCUGUCAGAGAGAAGGCAGAGCAGACCAUCUGGAACAGGCUGCAGCAGCUGACUGCACUGAAGAGGAGGCGCCCCAGGUCUCAGACUCCACUCAAAAUAGGAAUUUUAGGGUGCAUGGCGGAAAGGCUGAAGAAGCAGUUACUGAAGCGUGAGAAGCUGGUGGACGUGCUGGCCGGGCCCGAUGCAUACCGAGACCUCCCGCGACUCCUCUCCGUGUCCGAGAGCGGUCAGCAAGCCAUCAAUGUGCUGCUGUCCCUGGAGGAGACCUACGCUGACGUCAUGCCCGUCCAGCUGCACCCGCAGGGCAGGGCCGCCUUUGUCUCCAUCAUGCGAGGCUGUGACAACAUGUGCAGCUACUGCAUCGUGCCCUUCACACGGGGCAGGGAGAGGAGCCGUCCCCUCGCUUCCAUCCUCCAGGAAGUCAGGAUGCUGUCGGAUCAGGGGGUGAAGGAGGUGACUCUGCUGGGUCAGAAUGUCAACAGCUACAGGGACACGUCCGAGGUGCAGUUCUGUUCCUCCGAGCCGACCCACAUGAGCAGGGGCUUCAGCAGCCUGUACCGGGACAGGAAGGGGGGCCUGCGGUUCUCUGAACUGCUGGAGAGGGUGUUCCGCAUUGACCCCGACAUGAGGGUCCGCUUCACCUCCCCCCACCCCAAGGACUUCCCUGACGAGGUGCUGCAGCUCAUCCAGGAGAGACACAACAUCUGCAAGCAGAUCCACCUCCCAGCCCAGAGUGGCAGUACCCGCAUCCUGCAGGCCAUGCGCAGGGGCUACACCAGAGAAGCUUACCUGGAGCUUGUGGAUCACAUCCGGAGUGUUAUUCCAGAGGUGAGUCUGAGCAGUGAUUUUAUUGCUGGGUUCUGCGGAGAGACGGAGGAAGAUCACCUCCAGACUGUCUCCCUUCUCCGAGAGGUCCGGUACAAUGUGGGGUUCCUCUUCGCUUACAGCAUGAGAAAGAAGACCCACGCGUAUCACCGUCUCCAAGACGACAUUCCAGGGGAGGUGAAACAGCACCGCCUAGAGGAGCUUACCCGAGUGUUCAGAAAGGAGGCUGCCAGCCUGAACUUGGGGCUUGUCUGGAGCACUCAGCUUGUCCUAGUGGAGGGGGUGAGCAAGAGGUCUGCAGCGGAGCUCUCUGGGAGGAACGACAGCAACGUCAAAGUGAUCUUCCCCAACCUGGAGGACCCCACAGACUGUGCGUCGGGAGGCACUGCUGGGAUCAAACCAGGAGACUACGUGCAGGUCAAGGUCACGUCAGCCAGCUCUCAGAGCUUGAGGGGCGUUCCUCUCUGCCUCAGCACCCUGAAGGUUGGGUCGGGAUGCACUCUGCAUGGUUCAGGAGACACAGGCUGAUAAACUGAGGCUGGAGUUCACUGUGUCACAACCGGAUCGCUCAGCCAGAGCCGGCAGGACAGCAGCUAACCAGCAGGGUGUGGGAAGCUGGAAUUGCUUUUGCACAUGAUUGAUGGUUACAGUGGAGUCACUGGGCCAUAUUCACAAGCCAUUUGCCGCUGUACUAAGUUAGCACCAGUUAUUUUCUAAAAUGAAAACAUUGAUGUUAAAAAACUUAAAAUGAAUACCUCAGGCACGUAGAUACCUAUGUGCACCUAAGGUGAGGCUUGCAACUUCUGCAACAUUAGCAGUUCGUUUUUUGUUUUACAAAACUGGUGCAAACCUAGCAUGGUAGACAAUGUUUGGUUAAUAUGGCUUGCUAUGCACCAUCCUGUGCAUUCAAAGUGUAAUUCAAUUGUAAUAAUGGCACAAUGGGCAACAGUGUGGAGUAGUGGUUAGGGCUCUGGACUCUGGACCGGAGGGUCGUGGGUUCAGUCCCAAGUGGGGACACUGCUGCUGUACCCUUGAGCAAGGUACUUUACCUAGAUUGCUUCAGUAAAAACCCAACUGCAUAAAUGGGUAAUUGUAUGUAAAAAUAAUGUAAUUGUAUGUAAAAAUAAUGUGAUAUCUUGUAGCAAUUGUAAGUCGCCCUGGAUAAGGGCGUCUGCUAAGAAAUUAAUAAUAAUAAUAAUAAUAAUAAUAAUAAUAAUAAUAAUAAUAAUAAUAAUAACUUAAAAUAAUAAAAAAAAUUGUAAACAUUCAAUCUUUCUUGCUUUCUUUGUUAUGUUAUAUAUAUAUAUAUGUAUAACAUCUUUUAGCAGAACGCUCAGGUAAGACAAGUGUAAUAGUGGUAGUAGACUGAG
Messenger RNA from Acipenser ruthenus (sterlet), 3630 nucleotides. Its product is annotated as mitochondrial tRNA methylthiotransferase CDK5RAP1-like. Lineage: Eukaryota; Metazoa; Chordata; Actinopteri; Acipenseriformes; Acipenseridae. Gene Ontology annotation, cellular component: cytosol; mitochondrion. The record is from RefSeq and is a predicted model, not a curated record. Bases 1115 to 2788 code for a protein of 557 amino acids. The transcript is spliced from 13 exons. Gene Ontology annotation, molecular function: tRNA-2-methylthio-N(6)-dimethylallyladenosine(37) synthase activity; 4 iron, 4 sulfur cluster binding. Gene Ontology annotation, biological process: negative regulation of cyclin-dependent protein serine/threonine kinase activity; tRNA modification.